Messenger RNA from Dreissena polymorpha, 5748 nucleotides. RefSeq names its product mucin-5AC-like. The record is from RefSeq and is a predicted model, not a curated record. Gene Ontology annotation, molecular function: protein binding. The transcript is spliced from 11 exons. NCBI's taxonomy places the organism in Eukaryota, Metazoa, Mollusca, Bivalvia, Myida, Dreissenidae. Bases 288 to 3194 code for a protein of 968 amino acids.
AACCGUGUGGCAGCAACCAUAAGUCAUGACUAUCUAAUUACCGCAAAAUUAUCACGUAAUCGAAUUAAUGCAUUAUAUGGUGACAGUGUUUUGUCUUCGUUUUAAUUUUCUUGCAUUUUUUGUGUUGUAUAAAUGCAGAACGUAUGAACGCGUAAACUGUGUUUUUUUGUUCAUAUUUUUUAUUGAAGUUUGUGAAAACGUCAUUUUUGAGGUGAAAGGCAUCAGUAUCUUUAAACAUUAAACAUUAACAGGUGUUUAAUACCGCAUUCCAGUAAAAAAGCGAUACGAUGGAAUUAAUACAUCUGUCUUUCGUAGCCCUGGUACUCAGCCUUACAUGUUUCUUUGCAACCGCCAACAUUCCACCGGAUGACACAGACGCUUGCAACGAAGCCCGAAACCUGCAAGUAGAAGGCCAAUUAUUACACACCCAGCAUCAGCAGACAUUUACCGCGUGCAAUACUCAUAUUGACCCAGGCUGGUAUCGCCCGAUAGCCUAUGGUCAGCCGGUUCAGAUUCCACACGUGUGUAUCAAGAACAACGCUUGCAAUACGCAGCUUCCGCUGCGGCUCGACCUUGGCGACCGGACACUUCCCAACGUCAACGUUACGAUUUGGGCGAGCGUUUGCACGUCGUUUGAUAUCUUGGGUCAAUGGGAUUGCUGCGUGCUACGUCAGCGCAUCGGCAUUCGGAAUUGUUCGGAAUUUUACGUGUAUUACAUGGAGCCCGUGGAUCGAUGCCCCGUCGCUUAUUGUUUUCAUGAAUUAAACCGCCGAGUGCUCUCGGAAUACACGCUUAAACGUGGUGAGGUCGUGCCAUUAAACAACUUCAACGCCCCCAUGACCUUGACACCGCCUCCACCUCAAACCACGACCAAUCAAAAUGCAGCAACAAGCACUACCGAACGCCAAAACGCGAAUCCCCAAACGUCGGCAACUCUCGAGUCAAGUACCGAUGACCAUACCGUGUCAGGGGAGACAACACCAUCGGAACGGAAUGAAGUCCGCAAUGUGACGUCCGAAAGGGAGAGCAAUCCGUCAACAGGGAACGAAUUCACCGCGUCGACGACAGAACGGGUUCAAGGGCCGGCCGAUUCAUCUACUAAGCUAAUUAGCGAUACGGAUGGAACAACCCACAGGUUGAAUGCGACCGAACGGGGCACUCAAUAUGCUGGUGGUUUGACGUCAACAGAAGCGACGACCGUUACAGUGACGUUAUCGAUGACAUCAACGCCGCCGGAUGUGUUGAACAGAACAGAAAACGCGACAAACACAGGUUUCCGAUGCACCAACCAAGAUGGACAGGAAAUACUGGUUCCCGUCCAAAACCGUUGCAAUAGUAAUCCAGACUGUGUAGACCACUCGGACGAAAUAAACUGUGAGAAUGCUGGAAUGUGUGUGGAGGGUAUGCCACGUUGCCCGAAUUCGACCAAGUGUUACAUAAAGUGUGACGGUGUGGCACAGUGCGCGGACAACUCGGAUGAACACGACUGUCUUGUAACAACAACCUCUACCGAAAACACUACAUUGCCGGCUUUAACACCAGUAACCAUCUUCGAGUCAACGAAUGCAAACGUGACUGAAUCAAUAUCUCACGAAACGACAGCUCCUGAUAACGCAUCUCCCUCAGACAGGUAUGGUGACGUCACGAUGGAGGUAGCCACCCAAACAGCGAUAACUUUUACCACAACCGUGACUGAAACGUCAAGCGUCACAGAAGUUCGUUUUGUUGACGUCUCAACUAAUAGCUCAGUAACAGCAGAAACAUCGUCAAGCAACGCUGCAACUAUUACAGGAGCAUCCCCAACAUCAACUGAACACAUUGAUAUGACAGAGAUUGCAUCUACCGUUUCUGCGACCACUGUGAGUGUCGAUAAUAAUGUAGCAAUGCCGACUGAAAAUGCAACACGUAGAUCCACCAUGAUACCUACAUGGAGUUCUACGUCCGCGAAUACAACCGAAAACACACAAUCACCAACAGGAAAUGAUACGUCCGCAAGUACGACCGAUAAUAAACAUGUGCAUUCCGAAAAUGUGACAUCUACAGAAUUUACACAGUUUCCUACCGAAACGUCCACUUUCACGGCCAUUGGUAGUACUACAUCUAUACCUAGACCUAUGGAAAAUACUACUUAUAUAACUGUAGCAGACAGUACACAGAUUGCUACUGAAACUUCUUCCGCAAAUGAAAUAGCAACGCCUGAAAUUGGAACAACCACCGUUGAAACCACUACAAAAUCACACACUAUAAGAAGUGACACUACAUCCACAGUUCCCGUUUUCGAGACCUCAAUGAGUUCUUUGCCCGACAGUACAUCAGAAACGACAGAACGUGCGUCCGAAACGACCAUUAAUGUAGCCCUUGAAACGCCAUCAACAACAACCACCAGAGAAGCUACCUCUAGCAUACAGGAAAUUACAACAAAAGCAUUUACCUCCGAAGUAUCGAAUUCAACGCAAACUAUUCCAUUGACGUUGUCAACAACACGUACAAGUUCUAUGCCAACGGUUCACACAGCCACACAAGUGACAAGCAAGUCAUCAAGCGGCGCAACACACACCACACAAUCGACAGAUUCAGUACAAACGACUGGGACAACAGCUAUCACAGAAAUCGCGGGAAAACCGAGCGAUUUUCAUGAAAAUCUCGGGCUCUAUGUGUUUCUGAUUGUGGCAGGAAUCAUUGUUUUCGGCAUAGUCGUUUUUGGCAUCAUUGGUUACUUUUGCACAAAACGGAUGAGACGCUGGGAACCAGACAUGGCUUAUCAAGAUGCGUACGCGGAUUUGGAGAAAAGUACUUUGUCGUCUGCAAGUAGAGAAUAUCGCGGUAUUGAAAGCCCCAUCGCAGAUAUCGACAUAUUGAGAGGCGAGCAAACCGAAGUAGAGAAGAUAUCUCUAUCCCAGGCCAGCACUCUGGAAUGUUCGAAAACAGACGACUCGCCCCAGAACCCCGAAAGAAAACAAACCAAAAAGCCCGCAAUCAGUAAAAAUGACAUCAACGCAAAAGAGACAGGGAAGAACAACGCGUCGACCGUUUGCAAGGAGGAAACAAAACCAGCACAGCAUGAAGGGGAAGACAACUCAGCGUACGAGAACGAUGACGUCAUAGAUGGUGUGACGCCAGUGGACGAGUAUGAAAACGAGUUUCCGGGGGAACUGUUCCCUUGGAUCGAGCAGGCGGCUGACACGCAGCUUUGAUGGGACACUUCUAGCUGGAAAUCACACUUUGAGCUUGAUAUAUUUCGGAGAGAUACUCCCCCGCCAUGGUUGUGAAAUGUGGGUUCUGAAUAUAGAUAGCAAAGACACUCAGAAAAAGCGCAUGUCUUAAAGCGAAACUGUAGUUACGAGAGUGUUUACAUGUAUUUACAUGUGCAAUUUUUAACUGAAUCUGUCGCGCAGUUUAAGUUUGCAAAGUAAUUAACUUGAUGAAGAUCGGGGAAUAAUUGUUUUAAGUUAUUUAAUAGAACGAAAAUAAGCUAAAAAGAAAAUGUAUUUGUGUUAUAUCGAAAUAUUUGUUUUAUAAAAGUGUGUUUUGUAUAGUUCAGAUCAUAUUUUUAAUGUAUAAUAAAAGUAAUACUUAGUAUUUAUUAUAAUAUACAUGUAGAUUCCGUUUUACGUCAACUGUAAAAUUAUAAUGCAAAAAAGAAUAAUUGUAUUUCUCAUUUUUCCGUUAAAGAAAAUCCAUUAUUACUUCAAGAACUGUUAUUGAAAUCAGUGUCUAUAAAAAAAAUAGUUUCAAAUGCCAGCCAUUCUUUUCCAAACAAUUCAUCCAAGCGUUAAAAACCAAGUUGGGGAGCGAGAGACAGAAGUUCGUUCGUUACUCAAGCUACCGUCAAGAAAUUCCCGAACCUAAAGCAUUAUAUUGAAUAUGUCGAUUUUAUUCGACUAUUUUUCAUAUUUUUUUGUUGUUGUUGUUUAACAAGAUUUUCAUAGCAUCAAAUUUUUUAUUAAUCAAUGAAAUUGCAGAUAAAACAAGUUGUUGUGACAAUUUCUUAAAAAGCUAUUGAUUUAGAAAUUUAAACUCCAUACAUAGAGCAAAAUGUUGAUGUUUUUUCACCUGACUGUAAUCAAAUUCACAGUGUCACGGUAACCGCGUGGUCGUUGAUAACAUAAAUGAGAUAUGCACAUGAAUGUAUUGUGAGUAUAAAAUAAAUGAACAAUAUAUAUCGAGAGAUAUCCACAUGUAGAUAAAACAAUUGACCUUGGUUUGAAACUAGGCCAUUGUUUGUUAAGUAUGUUCUUAAAUAUAUACAGACACUUGUCUUUUAUCGCGACCCUAACUUUGACAACUUAUGAACAUUCAAUAUGAUAAAAUAACGUUUUAGUAAAGUUUAAUUGUAACUAGAAUUUCUCUUUAUUCGUACGUGGGUUUAUGUCCCGGGAGUAAGUCGCAAUGUAUGUGAAAAUUCCAUUCUCAAUAGCAUUUGCAAGCAUAUGCAUGUAAAAACAACAACAUAGAUUUAGUUUGAAAUCCAAUAAAUUCUAAAAAGUUGUAUAAGAACACCCACCUUGUCGAUCUGUUAAAUUAAAUGAGUCGUGUUCUGAGAAAUUUGGGCAUUAUGCAUGUGCGUAAAGUGUCGUCCCAGAUUAGCCUGUGCAGUCCGCACAGGCUAAUAAGGGACGACACUUUCCGCUGUUCUUGUAUUUUUCGGUUAAAGUACGUCUCUUCUACACGAAAAUCCAGUUACGACGGAAAGUGUCGUCCCUGACUAGCCUGUGCGGACUGCACAAGCUAAUCUGGGACGACACUUUACGUACAUGCAUUAUGCCCAGUUUUCUCAGAACGCGACUCAAAUUAAUUAAGAUGUACUGCGGAAAUAUAACUUUUUUUGAAGAACGUCUCAUUGAACAGUCAUGUGAAUUGUUGCGAUAACGUGUAAUUUGUAUGUGUCAUUAAUGUAUAUCACUUACUAACCAGACAUUUAAAUAAUUGUGUUUUCAUAUAUAUGUCCACUUAACUAUUGUUUUAUCGUGUAUCAGAAUGUAUGACAAAAGUCGAUUGAUUUCCAUGUUAAAGUAUUUUAUUUCCGUGUCGAUCAUUUCACUAUGUGUUACAUGCGACAAAUACAUUUAUUAACCGAAGACAUAUGCCAUUAGUUCAUAAUGGAAUUUGUUUCUACUUUAGAAUUAUGUGUGCUUGUGUGUGUACAUUCAUAUUUAAAAGCUAUUUUAUAACAGAAAUAUCAUAUAUCAAGGGCUACUCCAUGUUCUUGUACCAUAUCUUGAUUCUAGACAUGUUAUACAUUUAUCUAGCAUCGGAAUAACCAUAUAUGCAGUUGUAUAGAAAGGGCAAAUGUUUUUUUAUAUUGGAAAUAUAAUAUAGUAUACACUAAGAUGAAAUAUUUAUAAUAAUGGGUUCCAAUUAUUUGCUGUAUUUACACAUGAAUAGAUUGCAAGCCUGUACUUUGAGUGACAUGUACGGUGGCAUAAAGGAGGCAAAUGCAAUAUUUUAUUUAACAUUCUCUAUGACGUGCGCACGUCAUUUAUCCCAUUUUCACCGCGACAUUGACGGUAUAACACGUUGUGGAAUAUACUUGCUUGUAUUCAACACUGUGGAAUAUACCUAUCGCGUGCACGGACUACUUUUUAAAUGACGUCAUGCGAUAUGCGCUAAAAUUAGGUCGAUAUUGUUUGGUUCAUUUAUCGAAUUUUAAGGUCACCCAUUAGAAGAAAAUGUGCAUAUUUUGCAGAAAUAUAUAUUUAUGACAUAUUCACCAAAAGAAAUGCUGAAAUAAUAUAUAAAAUAACACGA